UUUCCUAAAAUACAAACCCUCAAAAUUUUCCCCCCAAUUUCCUUUCAGUUUUUAGAACCUAGCCACCACAAUCUCCAAUUUCAGCCGGCACCACAGCCGCACCCGGUCGCCACCGUUCACCAUCCCAAACGGCCUUCACUUCAGCUGAUCCUCUUCCACCACCACCACCAAUAUCAGCCGCGCCCUAACCGAUCUCCACCCUAAACGGCCGUCACUUCAGCCGUUACUGUUCCACCACCAGUGUUACAUGACCUCCGCACCACCACCACCAAUGUCAGCCGCCACCACAGCCGCACCAGGAAAGAUAUUUUUAUUUUUUGAAUAGAUUUCUUAAUUAACCGCACCACCACGACCAGUCACAACCGUUUUCCACCUCCAUUGUCAACGGUGCCACAACCACUCCUAACCGCACCACCACCGUAAACAGCAGCCAUUUGCUCUUUUUCUUCCACCACCACUCUCAAAGAUGGAAGAGUGUAGUCUAAAAAAAUCAGAGAACUGUUCUUCUCAAUUCAAUGUCAUGGAGGAUAAUCAUUUUGAAGAAAUUGAAGAUACAAGAAGUGCAAAAGAGGAAUGGGAGCCCAAGCCUGGAAUGGUUUUUGAUUCAUUUGAUAAGUUUUUCCAAUACUACAAAAGCUAUGGGAAUAAAAUGGGUUUUGAAGCUAUUAUAAGAUCUUCAAGGAAAGGAGAUGAUGGAGAGUUGAUAUACGCAAACCUGACUUGUUCUUGUGGUGGGAAGUGGAAUGGUAACUCUAGAAAUGCCUUUAAAACGCAAUCGUUGACAAAAACUUAUUGUAAGGCUCGCAGUACUGCAUCUCGACGUCCUGAUGGAAAAUGGCAAAUAGUGUCAAUUAUCUUUGAUCAUAAUCAUGAACUUAGUAGUCUUGGCAAAACUAGAUAUUUCAAGAGCAAUCGAACAAUACAACCGAAUUUGAAAAGGAAGCUUGAAGUGAAUGAUAGGAUUGAGAUUAGACCAAAUAAAAAUUUCAAUUCCUUGGUAGUUGAAGCGAGUUGUCCUGAGAAUUUGACUUUCCGACAAAAAGAUUGUAUUAACUACAUUAAAAAAGUUGGAAGGAUACGACUUGGUGUUGGGGAUGCUUAUGCAAUACAAAAAUAUUUUUUGAAAAUGCAAAAUGAUAAUUCAAAUUUCUUCUAUAUUAUGGAUUUUGAUGAAGAAGGUCGAUUAAAAAAUGUUAUGUGGGUGGAUGCAAGAAGUAGGGCCGCAUUUAAAGAAUUUGGUGACGUUGUAACUUUUGAUACUACAUAUUUGACCAACAAGUAUGAUAUUCCGUUUGCUACGUUUGUUGGUGUUGACCAUCAUGGCCAUUCAACAUUGUUAGGUUGUGGGUUAAUCUCCAACGAGGACACACAGACAUUUGUAUGGCUUUUUCAAUCUUGGCUUGCAUGUAUGUCAAAUUGUGCUCCAAAGGCAAUUAUCACUGAUCAAGAUAAAGCAAUACGAAAUGCAAUAGAGAUCGUGUUUCCCGGUACACGACAUAGAUGGUGUUUGUGGCAUAUAAUGAAGAAAUUGUCGGAAAAGUUACAAAGUUAUCACGAAUAUGAACAUAUUAAGUUUUCUUUGCAAAAUGUCGUGUAUGAUUCAUUGACACACGAGGAGUUUGAAGAACGUUGGAAUAGGUUCAUUGAUAAGCACAACCUUCACGACAAUGACUGGUUACUUGGAUUGUAUACUGAAAGACAACGUUGGGUGCCGGCAUUUGUAAAAGAUACUUUCUGGGCAGGUAUGUCUACUAUUCAACGUAAUGAAAGUAUACAUGCAUUCUUUAAUGGAUAUGUAAAUUCAAAAACCACUUUAAAACAGUUUGUGGAACAAUAUGAGAAUGCAUUGCGUGAUAAAGUGGAAAAAGAAAAGGAGGCUGAUUUUAAAUCUUUCAAAUCAAGAAUCCCUUGCAUAAGCAUUUAUCCUAUAGAGAAACAAUUUCAAAAUGCAUACACUAUUGUAAAAUUCAAAGAGUUUCAACAAGAGCUUGCUUCCAAGCUUUAUUGUGAAAUAUCUUCUUUCAAAGAGAUUGAUUCUUAUAUGGAAUUUAUAGUAAAGGAAGAUGUUAUUGUUGGAGAGACGUGUUGUCGUGUUCCUUUUGUGGUUUGCUUUGAUGAAACUAGUUGUGAUGUUCGUUGCAAUUGUCGAUUGUUUGAGUUUAAAGGAAUUUUAUGUCGACAUGCAAUUGCGGUGUUGAUUCAUAAGGAAAUUUAUCAUGUACCAGAAAAGUACAUUUUAAGGCGGUGGAGGAAAAAUAUAUACAGAUGCCACACCAAAGUUAGGAUAAGUUAUAAUAGUUGGAGCACGAAUCUUGAAGGAAAACGAUUUGAUCAGUUGUUUAAUUCAUUCUCUAUGGUAGCAGAUUUGGCAUCAAGCAAUGACGAUGAUUGUAAUAUGGUGAUGCAAAUGAUCAGUGACAUGAAAAACAAAUUGAUGUUGAAUGAAAAUGCUGGUGGGAUUGAUAGAAGUCUAAGCAUGUCAACUAAUAGUAGAACGAAUUGUGAAAGUGUUCAAUAUACUUUCAAAGAGGGGAGCAAUAAUUGUGAUUAGACCAAACACACAAAUCGUGAAAGUGUUCAAUAUACUGCAGCCUUAACAGAUUUCGGGAGUUUUUUGCAGUCUGGGCAGUGUGUUUGGGCAGUUUGUGCAGCUUAUGUAGCUGGUAUAUUUUGUGCAGUCUGUGUAGCUUAUGUAGUUUGGGCAGUCUGUGUAGCUUAUAUAGUUUGGGCAGUCUGUGUUGUAUGUACAGUGUUUGCAGUUAAGCUAGGGCUCAAUGGAGAAACAGCAGCAGAUUUAUGGUUGUGUGCAGUCUGGACAGUUUGUACAAUGUUCUGUUUCUUAGAAUUUUUGUGCAGUUUGUGUAAUCUUUUGUGUUGUGCUUCCUGGAGUUCCUGAGAGCUGCAUUGUUAGCUUCUCCCAGGAGAUGUUUGCUGAUUGUGGUGGAUAGUGUAGCUUGGGCCUGCUGGAUUGUGCUUGUUCUCGGAAAUUGUUGCAACCCAGGUUUUUUGUCCAGGUCUGUUGGAGGUGCUGCGGCAGUUUUAUGCUUUCUGCAGUGUGUGGAAGGUUGCUGCAGUUUGUAUAGGCUGUCAAGUGUGUGUGUUUGCUGCUGUCCCCAGGAGUUUUAUGCAGUUUGUGCAGCUUUUGGUUGUUGGUUAUAGGAUGUGUGGCUAGUAAUGCAGGAUUUUGCUGCAAUUGUGCUGAUGCCGAUAGAGUGCUAUAGCUUGGUUGAAGACGCAGCAGUUUUUGCAGUUUUUUUUUGCUGCCUCCAGGAGAGCUUGCAGCUGUUGUAGCCUGUGCAGUGUGUGCUUCCUUGAUGCCUAUGGGAGUGUUUGGCGAUUGUGUGGCCUGUUAGUGUUGCUGCUGCAGUUUGGCCUGUUGGUGAUGCUGCUGCAAUUGUUCUCUACCUUUGGCAGUGUGUGCAGUCUUCGGGUUGUUUUUGCAGCUUGUGCAGUCCAUGCUGUUUGUCUGUUUCUAUGUUGUGUCUGGGAUUUCCAGGGAGCUUGUACAGUGUUGACCAUUAACUAAGCCUCAAAUAUGCGUUGUCUAA
Messenger RNA from Pistacia vera, 3548 nucleotides. RefSeq names its product protein FAR1-RELATED SEQUENCE 5-like. The transcript is spliced from 3 exons. Lineage: Eukaryota; Viridiplantae; Streptophyta; Magnoliopsida; Sapindales; Anacardiaceae. The record is from RefSeq and is a predicted model, not a curated record. Bases 467 to 2551 code for a protein of 694 amino acids. Gene Ontology annotation, biological process: regulation of DNA-templated transcription. Gene Ontology annotation, molecular function: zinc ion binding.